CACGUCAUUUCAUUCGUUGCUGCGUAUAUUGGUGGAGUUUCCCACUCACCGGCAGAAUUAUUUCAGUAAAGUUUUACCAUUUAACAAAGAUGUUCGUUGGUUCGGUGAAAAACUCAAUAAUUCGGAUCGACCUUACAUUUUAACUUACUUGCAACUUAAAAAAAAAAAAACGAAACUCUGCGAAGAGGAGCUGGUACCAUAAAAAUAUUUUCAACUUUGUCGGUGAAGCAUAAUUUCAUCCACCCAAUGGCUACUUCAUUCACGUACAUUGUCUUCUUCGGAUUUUAUCUGGUGUCAAUGGCGUUGCCUAAUUUCGGAUAUCUCGUUUUACUUCGCCAUCCUUCAACUGAUAAUGGGAGCGAAAUAAAGCUGACCUGCAUGACUGAGGACGACAACGCUGCUUUGAUUUGGAAUUACGAUCGGAAUAUCACCACUGGAAAUUUUCUGCCGAAAAAAUCGAUGCAGAUCGAUCCGUCCGAUUGUGCACUCCGGAACCUGAGCGGACAGUGUACCCUCGCAUGGGAAAAUUCAGAUGGCUGGGAUGUCGUCGAUUCCACGAUGCGACCCAUGGGUCCCGUUUUCGAUUAUCGUUGGGAAGAUUUCAGUGAAUUUACUUUCGAUGCCGCUAUGGAUUUUAAGCAACGAUAUACUUACGUUCGGAACGUUCAGGGUUCGAAAAGUGCCAUAGUUCUCUCUGUGCGAUCGUCGGAAGACGUAGACGUCCUUCUUUGCGCAACUAAAAAUCCAACCAGAGGUCCAUGCUUGUUGAUCGUCAUUGGGAGUUUCGAGCGAAACAAAUUUGCUAUUCGUACAUGUCCUACGGGGGUUCGCACAAGUGAUGAAUCCCAAGGCUUAGGAGCUUGCGCGGAAACUUCGUCUGUUGAGUUGAUUACAUCUCCGGAUUCUUGCAACCCGUUCGAAUGGCGUACCUUCACGAUAAAGUGGAGUGAUAAUGAUAAAUUCAUAAGAAUUUACAACGAAACUAACAAUAGACCCUUCCUAGAAGAGAAUUUCAAUAAAACGUACCACGUAUCUCAUUUAUCGGUGAGAAGCGGAUCCGGGUCGCGCGUUCGAUUUCAUUUCUACGAAUAUCUCCUUGCGAAAAAUGAAGAAGCGGUGUUAUUGUCACGGCCAUUCGUUCAAAAUGAUGAUAACGUCUGCGUGGAUAUUUCCGUUGGCCUUUGCCCCGAUUGCCAACUCAAUCUUAGCUUGUUGGACGAACGAGGCAAGCGGAUCGAGAUCGGGACCAUCGGUGGUAGCGAGAAUCCGACGAUGGACGGGUUGAUAACUUGGCAAACGGCAAAACUAAAUGUAACUUUGAAUAAAUCCCGAUCGGAUAAUCUACGAUUCGAAAUUACUACGAUCCUGAACGGCGACGUAAAUGAGGGUGGAUGGGCGAUUGACACCCUACGUCAAUGCAAAUCAGUCGGUUCUAUGAAGGAGUUGUCAACAAAAAUUCACGCAGAGGACACGCAAUCUUCGCUUUCAUUCGGAUGUCAAAAAUUAUCCUACAAUGAGAAUUUGAUAGUAAAUCUAUCCUCUUUCGAAACUUCUCGUGAUACAGACCGUUUAGUAAACUACCUCUACGAUCAGAAGGAUAUCUGUGGUUCUUCCUGUCCAAAUCUGGGAAAAGGAUGGGAAAUUUACGACCCAACCGGUCGCACUUGCGAUCGUGGAUUCAACGGCAGCGAAUGCAGCGAAGAAUGUAUCGGUGGAUACUACGGUUACAACUGCAUGGAAAAGCGCAACCCGGAUGACUGCAUAGGCAGAUACGACAAGAUAACGGGAUACUGUAAAAACGGCUGCUACGAUUCGGAGAAGUUGCCACCGCUUUGUAAAUCGACUAUCGAUAGAAUCUACUUUUUGGACAUCACGGAAACUACCGCAAAGGUACUCCUGGACUUCGAUAUCAAAGGAAUCGAGUUGACCGCAGUUUGGAUUGAUUUCAAGGAUUACGAAGGCAAUCGGAGGACCGCCAACGUCACGAAGUCAGAUAGUUCGGUUACUUACGAAACUAUUCUCACGAAUCUACUCCCUGAUAGUAAAUACGAAAUAAAACACUUAUAUUGGAGAACGACCGAAGCAGAUACGGAAUUCAAUACAACAUUGAACAGAAAGGACAACCGUUUGACGAAUAGUUUUCUCACUGCAUGUAAAGGAGGACAACUACGAUUUGAAAUUACACCACGCGAAAGAUGCUUAACUUUGAAUUCGUCCUGUGGGUACAGCCUUAACAUGACAUAUGAUAUAACAGUCAUGAUUGGAACAGUUGAGAUGUAUAAAAAAUCUACUAAUGAUUUCCCAUACGUUAUUGAAAAUCUGAUACCCGGCACUGAGUACCACGUGAUGAUCACUGUCGAUGGAGUCACGCACCUGGGAAAAAGGCUUCGAACUCUCAAUUCAGUGCCACCUGCUGUUUCAAAUUUGACAAUAUACGGAUAUGAUUCUGAUACCAAUUCGGUAUCCUUGCGAUGGCGACCACCCUUUCCCCCCUGCGGCGAAACUGAAACUUACCACGUGUUGAUCGGCUCUACGAAAAACGUGUCGGAAAUACAAUUGGGUCUUGUUUCGGACACGAAGUUCAAGUGCCGGUGGUGGGACGAUUACGUGUGCGCUGAACACUUGGAACUUCCUUCAAUUCCGGAAGCUGAAACUCUUUUACUGGUGCAGGUUUAUGCAACAAACAGAGGGGUAAGGACACCAGGCGAACCGGCGAAUGUUACGUUUUCCCUUCGUUCGUUGUAUAAGACACCGCCUUGCAAACCAGAAGAGUUGAUCGUGAAUCGGCAAGGUCACGGGAUCGUCGAUAUUCAGUGGAAACUUCCAUCCCUGAGUGGUAAAAAAAUUACAGGUUUUCGAAGUUACCUGCAGCUCCUGGAGACGGAUCUUCUGAAGCACCCCAGGACAAAGUUUCCGAUCACGAAUCACAUUCCCGUCGAACCGGAAAGAACCAUCUACAACGAAGAAUUACAUCUUCCAACCGCAUCGAAAUACCGCAUUCUCAUUUUUUCGGUAGACCGAUGGGAAGGGGAGAGCGCGGCCGCCGAAAAAAUCUUCACGGUACCGGCAUACAUUGCUUUUAGAAACAACGAAAAACUAGAAGUGACGUCAAACGAGACAUGGAUCGAAGUUAAAGUUCCUAAAUUAUUGAACGAAACUAAAAGCACAACUAUGCGAGUUGCGGUGGAACGAUUGUCCACGUGCGUUAAUGAUGACCCACGGGCAUUCGUUGAUUCUGCGGAGAAAUGGAUCGCUGCCGAUUAUCGGCCUGGAGUCCGUAGACCCGACGUUCUGAAGAUCGACAAAAGGGAUGAGCACGGUGACGCUUCGAACUGUAGCCAACUACUUGAAGAAAUUUACAACGUAAAAGUUAUUAUUAACGACGGAUACUCCGGAGUAUCGAAAAUUCUCUCCUGGCGAAGUAAAGACGUCAGUAAUGACGUUCGUCAGGACAAACGUGUAUAUUAUCUAAUGAUUACGCCGGCAAUAAUUCUGAUCGCAUGCCUGAUCACAGCCACAAUCCAUAAACUACGACGCAGAUCAAGGCCACCGGAAGGAUCGGUACUGUUGGAAUCGUAAUCUUCGAAUGUUCACAAUCACCUAAUCGAUCGCUGAUCGAAAACUCAAUUACACUUGUACGAUGCGAGGCAUUUCAAUGUCACGAUAAGUAAUAAAACUAGUAAAUUCGACGUA
Athalia rosae (coleseed sawfly) is the source of this 3693-nucleotide messenger RNA. RefSeq lists its product as uncharacterized. NCBI's taxonomy places the organism in Eukaryota, Metazoa, Arthropoda, Insecta, Hymenoptera, Athaliidae. The coding region runs from base 247 to 3579 and encodes 1110 amino acids. Gene Ontology annotation, molecular function: protein binding. The record is from RefSeq and is a predicted model, not a curated record. The transcript has 17 exons.